Molecule: messenger RNA, 6226 nt
Organism: Apus apus (common swift)
Lineage: Eukaryota; Metazoa; Chordata; Aves; Apodiformes; Apodidae
Gene: SNX30
Product: sorting nexin family member 30
Exons: 9
Coding region: 70-1386 (438 amino acids)
Cellular component (GO): cytoplasm
Molecular function (GO): phosphatidylinositol binding; protein binding
Source: RefSeq, a predicted model, not a curated record
CCCCCGCAGCUCCCCGCCUCGGCCUCCGCUCCCUCCCGCCCUCGGCCCCGCUGCCUGUGCCCCGGCGCGAUGUCGGGCGGCGCGGCGGGCGCUCCGAGGCCUCUCCCCUCCUCCGGGCCCAAGUCGCUGCGGGAGAUGCCGCAUCCCUUGGCCACCUCCAGCAGCGAGGAGAUGGGGCCGGCGCUCAGCCCCAGCCCCGACCUGCUGCUGCCCCGCGGCAUCGCCGACAAGGAUCUCAGUCUACCCAAUGGCACACCUGUGGACACUUCUAGCCCAGCCUCCUCCUCAUCUCUCCUCAACAGACUGCAGCUGGAUGAUGACUUGGAUGGGGAAACCAGAGACCUCUUUGUCACUGUUGAUGAUCCCAAAAAGCAUGUGUGCACAAUGGAGACAUAUAUCACAUACAGGGUUACAACAAAGACCACGAGAGCAGAGUUUGACUUGCCAGAGUAUUCUGUCCGCCGGCGGUACCAAGACUUUGACUGGUUGAGAAACAAGCUGGAAGAGUCUCAGCCAACACAUCUCAUUCCCCCUCUUCCUGAGAAAUUUGUGGUGAAGGGUGUUGUCGAUCGCUUUUCUGAAGAGUUUGUGGAGACAAGGAGGAAAGCAUUAGACAAAUUCUUGAAGAGAAUAACUGAUCACCCCGUGCUUUCUUUUAAUGAGCACUUCAACAUGUUUCUCACAGCCAAGGAUCUUAAUGCCUACAAAAAACAAGGAAUGGCACUGCUGUCAAAGAUGGGGGAGUCUGUGAAAUAUGUAACAGGAGGCUACAAAUUAAGAAGUCGGCCACUGGAGUUUGCAGCCAUUGGGGAGUAUCUAGACACAUUCUCUCUGAAGCUUGGUACUAUUGACAGAAUAGCACAACGGAUUAUCAAGGAACAGUUGGAAUACUUGGUGGAACUACGAGAAUAUGGACCUAUUUAUUCAACCUGGGGAGGGCUGGAGGUUGAGCUGUCAGAGCCACUGGAGGGUGUGUCUGCAUGUAUUGGAAACUGCUGCACAGCUCUUGAAGAACUCAGUGAAGACAUGACAGAAGACUUCCUGCCUGUGCUUAGGGAAUAUAUACUGUACUCGGAGUCAAUGAAGAACGUGUUGAAGAAGAGAGACCAAGUUCAAGCGGAGUAUGAAGCAAAACUGGAAGCAGUAGCCUUGAAAAAAGAAGACCGUCCAAAGGUACCCACAGAUGUUGAGAAGUGUCAAGACCGAGUCGAGUGUUUCAAUGCUGACCUGAAAGCAGAUAUGGAGAGAUGGCAGAACAACAAAAGACAAGACUUCAGGCAGCUACUCAUGGGGAUGGCAGAUAAAAACAUUCAGUACUACGAGAAGUGCCUUACGGCGUGGGAGUCAAUUAUACCACUAUUGCAAGACAAGCCAGAGACCAAAUAAGAAGUACUGUCAUGGACAGUCUAGCACCUGUGUGCUCAGUACCACUAGACAUACUGGAACUGUAUGAAGGACUCCUUUUGUCAAGUUAACUGAAAUGCCAGCUGCACUUAGGCUGGAACAGACUCUGAAAACCAUUUUAAUUUUUUUCCUCUCUUUCUGUGUUUAAACUAGGGUAUGUUUCAUCUUUUUCAGUUAUCUUGACUGGUUCCUUUAUCCUAUGGAGUAAUUGGGGGUUUAUAGUGAAAAUGCAUGGGGAUCUUGAUAAAACUUACCUCUCUAGUCUGGAAGGAGCUGAUGACUGGAACACUAAAAAGAUGAAAACAAAACUCUACUGCAAGGUGCCAAAUGACAUCUUUAUUACCAUUCUGUUUGCUAAAAAAAGAAAAAGAAAAAAAAAGAAAAAAUAUAACCAGUCAGUUCUAUUAUACAGUACUCCCUAACCAAUUCUUAUCCUUUUUCUUUUUUUUUUUUGGAUGGACAGGGAAAGUCUUGAAUAUUUUCUGGUUUGCUACCACCCAUAUGUUUCCUCUGGAUAAAAUGGUUUAUGGAGACUUCUCUGUGUGGGAGUUGGGCUGGUCCUAGACAGAACAUACCAACACCACCUGCAGAUAGCCUGUGAUGCAAGCAUGAACUGUGGUUUUUGUGAGUGUGGCAUGCUGUUGGUUCAUACUGAGUGUCUUGUUUACCUUGGUGAUUAUGAAGUAAUGUCAGUUGGCUGAAGUGUACUUGUGACUUGGGGAUCAAAAUCAGCUUAGCUGUGGGAAUGAGUUGAACAGCGGCCUUUCAAGGCUUGUGGAAACAGUAGAAGCAAGUAUGAGUCUUGAGUUCAUUUUUUCUAAAGCUAGCUCUGGAAGUUGCAUGGUAGAAUUUUCUUGGUCCACGCUUUAAAUGUUGGGUUUUUUUCUGAACUAGAGCCACUUUGGGCUUGGUCACUUAAGGUGCCUGCUGUAGUAAAGGUAGAACUCUGCUUUCUCUCCCUGUGUUGUUUUUGCAACAGCUGAAAGCCAAAAUAGUGUCAAAUGCUUCCUUUACAUCAGGCAUCAUUCUGUGUGAAACUUGCCUUAAACAGCUCAGUGUUAGGUACACGAUGUUCAUACUUGUCUCUACUGAGGCAUCAGAAGUGUUUUAAUACUACUUUUGGUACAGAUUUUUGGUAGUUUUGAUUGGCCUCUAGAGAUGUAGCUACUCCUGCAAGGCAGGUUUUUUUUCCCUUUCUCUUGCAGUCAAACGUCAAGUAAAUGCCUGCUUGGUUUUAAUGGCCUUAGGAAUGCUUCUGUGAUUCCCAGAGUCCCAGAGUCUUGGUUUAACAGCAUGUAAUUAAAUCCCUUUUAACCAUCCUAAGUGAGGGGGUUUGGGGCUAGUAGAAAUAGUUGGAUUUCGGGGAAUCAGUAAGGCUGAUCACUUAUUGCUCAACCUGAAUGAUUACUUGGUCUCCAGCAAUAUUCUUGCAAAGAAGAAUCUGAGCAGUAAUUGAGAGGGUGCAACUUCUGUGUUCUCCAGCAACAACCUACCAGGUACCAGCCUGGUUUGGACUCUGUCCAUUCAAAACCACCAAGCAUACCCAAAGCUGCCCGACUCAUCUUGGUGGCUUUAUAGCAGCUGUCAAGAUGAGUUAUUGCUGCAAUGUGGUAGCUGUCAGGCUAAUGAGGUUAUAUUCUCUGGGUGCAGCAUUCAAGUUUAAGACAUUUUAAGAGGUCUUCCUUUUUGACUCGGCCUCCAUUGACAACUCUCUGGUACUAAACAAACAUUGCCUCUUGUUUUUUAAACUCAUAGUUUGUCAAUAUACACUUACUUGGUGUAAAUGAGGACUCACCUUUAAGUUGCUAUUAGGUCCAGAAUGACAAACUAGCCUUGUUGUACAAGGGAAGUGCUUAAGGGGAUCACCUGAAGCCGUAACCCAGUGUUUUCCUCAGUCUUUACCUUGUAAAAUAAGCACUUGCAGGCCAUUUAGCAGUCUGACUUUCAAGGUUACAGUCUUUCCUAUUUCCCACAAACAGAGAUCAACAUGCUUUUGUGAGCUGGUUCACAUGUGGUAAAUGACUGCAACAUCACUGGGUGUGAAGCAGAACGUAAUUGGAACUAAUACAGUCUUCCCUUCACCUUAUUAAAAAAGCAGUUAGAGAUGGAAAGGAUGGUAGGCUUUUUCCUACAGGUGAUUAGGUUUCAUCUGAUGCCUUACAACAUUGACAUCCUGUUCCCUCUUAGUUUUAUAUCAAACUGAAGUGGGUGUUGGUUCUGGGGAAUUUAACAACUGACAUCACAGUCUUUCAUGCAAACCAUAAUGGAUGCUGGGGAGUACCAAGUGAUGUUCAAAUCAACAUGUCUUGAUUCUCUGCAGCGUAAGAAGGGUGUGUGGUGGUAGGUCUCAGCUCCUAUGGGCUACGGAGGAGUCUCUUUAUAAAAAGAGCUAUUGUAAAUCACUAGGUGACUAUGGAAGAAGCUGUGAGCUGUGGGGAGAAUCCUGAUGGUGAGGUUUGGAGCAGCAGUGCUCAACAGGGAAACUACUAAAUACCAAGACACUCCUAUAAGGUGUAAAGAGCACACUUACUUAACAGUUGCUAGUGAGAGGUUGAGAUCUGAGCUGUUAAGUCAAACUGACAAGUUAUCCCAUGAUCCUUAACAAGACAGGAGUUUCUCCUUUGGAUGUCCCAAACCUUAUGUGUGGCAAGUAAAAGGUGUUGGUAAAAGGAAGCAGGAGUAGUAUAGAAGCUUAAUCUUUGAGUAAUUUCUUGAGUGGCCAGUCACUGAAGGUCACCCUCUGCACAUGCACUAAAAUGAUGUCAAAACUACUUUCACCCAUUCUAUAAGCCUGUGUAAUGUGGGUCCUUCAACAGUUCUUAAAUUAGCCUACUUUUCCUUGUAAACCAUAGCCAGACCAAGUUCCCUCUCAGAGGAUGCAUAAUUCACUGCUGUCCUGGUUACUUCUGUGUAAUUUCUGGGAUGUUUGUUUAUUCUCUUAACUGGCACCAGCACAAUAAAGCAAGCACUGAGAUCUUGUUUUCAUGCUCGGUCAUGAACCGUGCAUUGUUCCUAUGUAUCCUUACCAGGUUCUGACUCUUGCAAUAAACACAGAUGUUGAAACAUCAUGGCUUUUUCAGGUAUCCAUUGAAAAAUGAAAAGGUAAUAGGUGUAGUGCUAAAGACAAACUCUUCUGAUGUGAGUUGUAUCAAAGAAUAAACUACAGAUCCUUCACUGAAGUCUACUUGGGUUUUUGUCACACUGACACUUGUGCUAAGGAUAGACUAGUGGGAUAAGGGGUAGCAAGAAACAUCUGCAAAAUGUGAGUGGCAGAGACAGUCCUGCAGAGGGGUGGUGAGGUGGCCUUGCCGCAGUGUCUCUGCAGAGCCUGUUCCUCAUUGCUUCAGGUGCCCGUCCUGCAGAUGCCAAGGUACAAAAGAAUUCCCUCCCUCCACCAGGACUGUUCAGUGUGUUAACAGAAGCCAUGCUUUUGUUAAAACUUCCACAACUUCACUAAGUAUGAUUAAUGUUGCAGACUGUUUAAAAUCCUGGUGCUGAUAACCACUGAACAAAAUUGCAUAGACUAAACUAGCUUGUUAGAUGUUCAGCCUUUUUAAAUUCUGAAGGUAGAACAGUUGUUUCCUUGGUAUAUUAACUUAUACUACAACAACCAAUAACUAGGGAAACUGGUAUCUUUUCUAAGGUAGGGAACUUGCUACUACUUGUCAGAUUUGUCUUGUUUUUGUAAAGUAGAAGUGGAAAUCACAGGAAUAAACUUGCCUUUGGGCAAUGUGAAUGUUGCAUUUUAAAUUUUUUGGGGGUGCUGUUUAACCAAUUCUAUGGAAUAAAUGGCAAUGCUUAAUUCUGUGCUUAGCACUUUGAAGUCUUGUAGUGAUGUCUGACUUGUACAAGUACUCAGUAAUGAACUGGGCUAGCUUUAAGGUUCCAUAGCUAAGGCACAGAACUUGUGCAGAAAAUAAUGCACUUUCUAAAAAGGCAUGUUGAUCACCGUUAUGUAAGAGGCAUACUAAAAUGUUAAAGGAUAUUUGCUGUCCUAGACUACUUUGAAGGCCUCUGUUCUCUCUAUGCUUUGAAGCUAAACCAGUUAUUAACUGCUGCUGGGAUAUUUAUCCAUACCUUCUGAUCAGGCAGUGGGGGUGUGGCCAGUGUCAUGUUCCCACUGCACAGGGAGACAGGUUGCAGAGGGACAGUCUUACAAUAGGAAACAGCCAAAGGGCUUUUGUCUUUAGCAUAUGAAAAUAAAGCAGCACCAUCCUUGUUCUCUUUUCCUUUGUGCCUACAUCCCUCUGACCCUCCUUAAGGUCAGAACAGGUGGGCCAUGCAGGUGAAGCAGACUGGCUGUGAGCAGAGGUGAAUCUCAUCUCCUUCCUUGUUGAAGGAGUCAGUACUGGGGACCAAAACGGUGCUGGCUCAUUGUGCAGGCUCUUCUGGUUUCAACCUCUGUAAAACCACUCACUGGAACUAGAGUGACCAUUAAAAAACAUACUAUUAAAAAACAAAAUAAAAGCUGUGAAAAGACUUGUGUCUGUGUGAAUUAGCUAGUGAACGAUGGAAAAAUGAGAAGGAGGCUUUUGUUUUCUGCACUUGACCGAAUCUGGCAACUGUGCUCUUGUUCAGACUCACAGGCUAUGAAAUGUUGUCUUGCCUUCUGGUGCUGGCAUGUUUCUAUACCCUUUCAUAUAUCUCUGUAUAAAUAUACUUUGUACAUUGUUUACUAUGGAAAUAGUAUUGAUAGAGAAAAACACUUUGAGGUAAAACUGUUUGUAAUUCUCUAUUAGUGUGUACAUUUUUUUUUUAAAUGCACCAUUUGUUUACCUCAAUUAAUUUAAUGGAAUGGACCAAUAAAUGCAUUAAAAGAUGA